GAAUCAAUCAAUCAAUCAAUCAAUCAAUCGAUCACACCAGAUCGUGAAAGCACACGGCAAUGCCAUUAGCACGCUCUUUCGGGGCCGUCCACAGAAAACUUUUCAACAGCGCCAAACCCCCUGCUCUGGCACAGCCCUCGCGGGCUCUCUCUAUUACCAGUCGAGGCAAAUCCAUCAACCGCGAAGAGCUAUUCAACUACACUAACGGUCGCUUCCUCGCCAAUGAGGCGGAGGCCUGCAACCGCAGAUAUGUGCGAUUCGACAUUGAUCAGCUGUGCGCCGUAGCUGCGGCAGCCGGCGGGAGUUCUUCGCCCAUCAAAGCGAUCGAUAAGAUGGAGGGAGGCUUUAGCAAGGCCCUCAUCAUGCGGAAAGAGGACGGGAGUGAAGUCGUCGCUAAAAUUCCCUUCUCCAUUGCCGGGCCACCUAAGUAUACCACCGCCUCCGAAGUAGCUGUUCUCAAAUUCAUAAGUACCCAUACUCGAGUCCCCGUUCCCAAAGUCCUAGCCUGGAGCUCUGACGCGUCGAACCCCGUUGGUGUCGAAUACAUAGUCAUGGAAAAGGCUCCUGGCCAACAGUUGUUCACGACUUGGAGCGCCAUGACUAUCCAAGAACAAUUCGGCCUCGUGGAGCAAUUGACGCAAUUCGAGGCCGAGUUGGCGUCAAUUCAAUUCCCCGCUAACGGAAGUCUGUACCACUGCGAGUCGAUGACAGACGGCGAGCCCUGGGUUGCUUUGGACCGGACCGUGGACCCAUCUGGACAAUUCUGCAUCGGGCCGUCCUGCGAGCGAGCGUGGUCAGCUCAAGGAGAGAUAAUGGCGCGACCUUCUCAGGUCAACAACGGACCAUGGCCGAACCUAUCAUCUUUUGGUCUUGCGCUCGUGGAGCGCGAAAGGCUCCGCAUUGAGCAACAGAGUCUGGUCUCUACCUUUAAACCACCCCGCGGGUCCGUCGAUGAACAGUUUGCCGUCCUGAACAUGGCAAAGGAGGUCAUGUCUAGGCUAGAUACAGUGACGCUCAUCAACAGGGUCUCGCGGCCAGUCUUGUGGCACACUGACCUCCAUAUGGGUAACAUAUAUAGCAAGCCUGAAGACCCAACCAAGAUCUGUUCGCUCAUUGACUGGCAGUCGAUUGUAGUCUCGCCACUAUACCUACAGGCCCGCUUCCCAGAGUUCUUGUCGGUCGAUGAUGACUAUGUUCUUGGCUUGACAGAAGAACCGAAGCUACCGCAGGACUACCAAGACAUGGACACCAAUGACAAGAAGCUAGCCGAGCUCAAGUUCGAGGAUACUAAAAUGUCCAAGUUCUACGAACUUAGCACUGCCAAUCAGCACCUACGGGCACAUCAUGCCUUUCUUAUGCCGCAGUUCACGCGAGAGCUCUUCAUUCGGUGCGGAGAGGUAUCCGAAGAGGGUGCGAUACCGCUUCGUGCCUGCCUAAUUGAGUUUGCCGACGCGUGGAGUGAACUGGGAUUACUAGGUGAAUGCCCUUUUAGCUUCAGCGAGGAGGAUAUACGAAAGCAUGACCAGCAAUUUCGGGACUACCGCGACUUUCACCGAGUUCAAGAAAUAGCCAGGAAGCUUCUCAGCACCGACUCCGAGGGCUGGAUAUCUCCGCAGCUUGAUUUUGCGGAACGGCAACGAAUGAACACAGAGUUAUUACAAGAGAUUAUGCGUAGGAGCAACGAAUACAACAAGACAGCGGAAGAGAUUCGAAGCAUUUGGCCUUUUCGUGAGAAAGCAUAGAUUCGAAAUCGAAAACAAUUUGAUAGAAUGGCCAGUGGGAGAUCUAAAAUAUGCCAAAACCUCUAUCGAAAGCCGAUCUGAGAAUGCAACUCGAAUCAUCUACCUGCCUUGAGGCGGAACAGACCUGUUUGAACUGGUCUAUGCAUGUAACACUAGGGUAGGCUGUCAGAGAUUUAAUAGUUCGAGGGAGAUUCAACUUAC
Messenger RNA from Trematosphaeria pertusa, 1943 nucleotides. RefSeq lists its product as uncharacterized. The coding region runs from base 60 to 1742 and encodes 560 amino acids. The transcript has 3 exons. Gene Ontology annotation, cellular component: mitochondrion. Lineage: Eukaryota; Fungi; Ascomycota; Dothideomycetes; Pleosporales; Trematosphaeriaceae. The record is from RefSeq and is a predicted model, not a curated record.